AUUUUUAUAUUUUCUUGAUGUUGUUUAUACUUCGGUGGAGCAUGCCAGCAGUACUUGUGUGUCGUAGUGCACUUGUCCUUGUUCGAAUGCGCAUUCGCACCUGUAUAUACCUUCGAACUGCCUUGACAGUUAUACAGUAUUCGUGCCUACAGGGAUGUCUGUGAUUGCCUAAAUUCCUUUUGUAUGGGUUCUCGACGUAUGCUAUUGUUUCGACAUCUUGAAAGUAGAUAGCCGAAACUGUCUGUCUUGUAUCGGCAAAGCCGUUUUAGUAUUUUACAACUCUUUUGGCAAGUGUUUGAAACAGUCGCGCGGGUGUUACUACGUUAACUUAUUCUAUCAAAAGCACUGAAGUCAGAUUUGUAAUGUUUUACGAGCGCUGUCAACGUUUUCGUGUCAAUAAAUAUGCACAACUCUCCUCUGCAUUUCUGACUUUAUCUCGAUAGCACUAUUAUCGAGCUUCGUAUGAUGUAUCUGUUUCUGAUUUCACGGGUAUACAUUAUCACAACAACACACUGUAUAUAUUGCAGUCAUAUUCGUAGCCAUAACUGAGGCGUCAAUGACACGUCUUCCUCUUCGUGGUAUAGGCCCUAUCUACCUCAUUCACCAAUCUGAUUGUAGCAUUGCCGUGUAUCCAAUUGCACUGAAUAGGCAGUAUCUCGUCGGUCUGCAGUGGAUAGUGGACUUGGCAGUGAAUGUCGAGGCUGAAUUGGCCAAGGAAGUGAGCCAGGAAGCAGAUAGUGAUGGCCCAGUUUCUUUGAUUCUCAUGGAGGGUAAGGAUCCAGUCACUGAUCUGCGAGCGAUGGGACACCUGGGGCUGUCCAGUGUGCACUACUUCUCUUGCACGUACCCGAAAUGGGCGAGAUCAGUCAUUACGAGGGCCAAUCAUCCGAAGCAUUGGUAUCCAUUCGCCAUAACUCUGAUUCAAAUAACCAGCUUCCUGUAUAGCCGGCUUCAGGAUGGCACACUGAACGCCACGCUCAUGUCGUUAAUUGAAGCCAAUGAUAGCGACGACGCCGAUGAAGACUUCAAACAACCUGUGCAAUGCGUUGCCUUCUUUGAUACGUGCUGCUAUAUGGCGGACCUAUUCGAUAGGAACUGGACGUUUGGGAAGCAUACAAACGUGAUGGAACACCCACGUGUCAUGCGGGAAACGGAGGAGGCCAUUCUAAGCACUGUACGCGGCGAGAAGAUCAUGGCUCGGUUCCUACCCGUACGACAAUUCACCAGGGGUCUAGAAUAG
This is a messenger RNA of Sphaeroforma arctica JP610, 1240 nucleotides long. RefSeq lists its product as hypothetical. Lineage: Eukaryota; Ichthyosporea; Ichthyophonida. Bases 557 to 1240 code for a protein of 227 amino acids. The transcript has 6 exons. The record is from RefSeq and is a predicted model, not a curated record.